Pygocentrus nattereri (red-bellied piranha) is the source of this 2056-nucleotide messenger RNA. RefSeq names its product eukaryotic translation initiation factor 4A, isoform 2 (gene eif4a2). The coding region runs from base 141 to 1376 and encodes 411 amino acids. The record is from RefSeq and is a predicted model, not a curated record. NCBI's taxonomy places the organism in Eukaryota, Metazoa, Chordata, Actinopteri, Characiformes, Serrasalmidae. Gene Ontology annotation, cellular component: cytoplasmic stress granule. The transcript has 11 exons. Gene Ontology annotation, biological process: cytoplasmic translational initiation. Gene Ontology annotation, molecular function: ATP binding; translation initiation factor activity; RNA helicase activity.
GAAGGAGUCGCUAAUCGUAGCGUUUCAAACCGCUCGGGUACGAUAGGGGAGGAAAGGGAAAGAAGUUCCGGGCAGAUAAAAAUCGCCUGAGGUUCAAUUGCUCCUCCUUUCCAAGUGGAUGCCGAAGUCGCGAACGGACCAUGUCUAGCGGUUCUGCCGAUUAUCACAGCUCUAGAGAUCGAGACCAUGGCGGGCCGGAGGGUAUGGACCCAGAUGGUGUCAUCGAGAGCAACUGGAAUGAGAUCACAGACAAUUUUGAUGAUAUGAACCUUAAGGAGACACUUCUCCGUGGGAUUUAUGCAUAUGGUUUCGAGAAGCCAUCAGCUAUUCAGCAAAGAGCAAUUAUUCCUUGCAUAAAAGGUUACGAUGUCAUUGCCCAAGCCCAGUCAGGCACUGGCAAAACAGCCACAUUUGCCAUCUCAAUCCUGCAGCAAUUGGAGAUUGAGCAGAAAGAGACUCAGGCUCUGGUCCUGGCACCAACCCGAGAGCUUGCUCAGCAGAUUCAGAAGGUCAUCUUGGCUCUAGGUGACUACAUGGGUGCAUCAUGCCACGCCUGCAUUGGGGGUACCAAUGUUCGCAAUGAAAUGCAGAAACUCCAAGCAGAAGCCCCACACAUUGUUGUGGGAACUCCAGGCCGUGUAUUUGACAUGCUGAACAGGAGGUUCCUCUCUCCCAAAUGGAUCAAGAUGUUUGUCUUGGAUGAAGCAGAUGAAAUGCUUAGUCGUGGAUUCAAGGAUCAAAUUUAUGAAAUUUUCCAGAAAUUGAGCACAAAUAUUCAGGUUGUGCUGCUUUCGGCCACCAUGCCUGCAGAGGUGUUGGAUGUGACCACCAAAUUUAUGCGGGAGCCUGUCCGCAUUCUGGUGAAGAAAGAAGAGCUUACCCUGGAGGGUAUCAAGCAGUUCUACAUUAACGUAGAACGAGAGGAAUGGAAAUUAGACACACUCUGCGAUCUCUACGAGACCCUGACAAUCACCCAGGCUGUCAUUUUCUUAAACACAAGAAGAAAGGUGGACUGGUUGACUGAGAAGAUGCAUGCGAGAGACUUCACCGUUUCUGCCCUGCAUGGAGACAUGGACCAGAAGGAGAGAGACGUUAUCAUGAGAGAGUUUAGAUCUGGCUCUAGCAGAGUGCUGAUUACUACAGAUUUGUUGGCACGUGGUAUUGAUGUGCAGCAGGUUUCGCUCGUCAUCAACUAUGACCUUCCAACAAAUCGAGAGAACUAUAUCCAUAGGAUUGGCCGCGGAGGUCGGUUUGGCAGAAAAGGUGUUGCCAUCAACUUUGUUACCGAGGAGGACAAGAGGAUUCUUCGAGACAUCGAGACGUUUUACAACACGACCGUUGAGGAGAUGCCCAUGAAUGUCGCGGACCUGAUUUAAACUCCGGAGAUUUUAAUGCAGGGAUAGCUGUUGAAUAAUCACUUGCAUUUUUGCGCUUGUUUUAUUGGAAGAAUUAAAAAAAAAAACAUUCUCCUCGAUGCUGGCUGUGGAUCAGACUUGCGAAUUCGAUACGUGACGUGACUUCUUCUGCGUGGACGGUCGUAAGCUCCCUACCAGCCUCCGCUGGUAGCGGAGUUUACAGAACAUGGGUUCUUUAAAUGUAUUCUUUAUCAGGUAUUUUCUCCCUAGUAUGUUUAAAAUGUACGUGUUAGAUGUUCUUCACCGUUUAGUAAUCUACUUGUGGACUAAAAGAUACAAGUGCUGCAUCAAGUCUGCCAAUUAUGUUAUGCUAACAUAUGUGUGCAGUUUAACUUGGCUCACUCUUCCUAUGUCAGUAAAACGAAAGGCACUUAUUUUGUUGAAUGUAUUAAUUUAAUUGUAUAUUGUUAUCAAGUACUUCUUUGUGUGAAGUCCUCUUCAAAGGUGGGUCUUAAACUAAAUGUUCCAUGUGGUGUUUUGGCUCAUUUGAAAAUAAAGAGGAUAGUGAUAUACUCCACCUAGAGCUUUUUGGAGUGUUUUAAGCUUGACAGGUGUCUAUUGUAUUUAUUUUAAACUCUUGUUUUGCUAUUGAUGGCUCUUCUGGCAUGGUCACUGUUAUAAAGGAUUGGCUUUACAUCUUU